Messenger RNA from Glycine soja, 3116 nucleotides. RefSeq names its product TMV resistance protein N-like. The transcript has 4 exons. Lineage: Eukaryota; Viridiplantae; Streptophyta; Magnoliopsida; Fabales; Fabaceae. Bases 119 to 2029 code for a protein of 636 amino acids. Gene Ontology annotation, molecular function: ADP binding. The record is from RefSeq and is a predicted model, not a curated record. Gene Ontology annotation, biological process: signal transduction; defense response.
AAUAUGAAUCACAACGAGAUUGAUGUCUAACCCAUUAACUUAAGAGACACUCCUUGACAUCUGACUUAGGAAAAAAAUAUCAUGGUACUAUACUUACCACUUUAAUUAGUUUUAGUGUAUGAAGUUUGGUUCUAUAUUCCAACAGACCAACCUACAUUCCAGCAUAAUAAUACUAAACUUUUUUCUUCGAAUGGCUAAAACAUGUUCCGGUGCAUCCAGAUACGAUGUGUUCAUUAACUUCAGAGGGGAAGACACACGUUUUGCAUUUACCGGGCAUCUCCACAAAGCUCUUUGUAACAAGGGAAUCCGUGCUUUCAUGGAUGAAAAUGACAUUAAGAGAGGAGACGAAAUAAGAGCAACACUUGAGGAGGCAAUUAAAGGGUCGAGGAUUGCCAUCACUGUGUUCUCUAAAGACUAUGCUUCUUCCUCAUUUUGCUUAGAUGAACUUGCAACCAUCCUUGGCUGCUACCGCGAGAAAACUCUGUUGGUUAUUCCUGUCUUUUAUAAGGUGGAUCCUUCUGAUGUAAGACGCCUGCAAGGAAGUUAUGCAGAAGGAUUGGCUAGGCUUGAGGAAAGGUUCCAUCCUAACAUGGAGAAUUGGAAGAAGGCUCUGCAGAAAGUAGCAGAAUUGGCUGGGCAUCAUUUCAAAGAUGGAGCUGGAUAUGAAUUCAAGUUUAUUAGGAAGAUUGUUGAUGAUGUCUUCGACAAGAUUAAUAAAGCUGAAGCAAGUAUAUAUGUUGCGGAUCACCCGGUUGGAUUACACUUAGAAGUGGAAAAAAUAAGGAAACUUUUGGAGGCUGGAUCUAGUGAUGCUAUCUCCAUGAUAGGGAUCCACGGAAUGGGCGGGGUAGGAAAAUCAACACUUGCUCGAGCAGUUUAUAAUUUGCAUACUGAUCAUUUUGAUGAUUCGUGUUUCCUACAAAACGUGAGAGAAGAAUCAAACAGACACGGGUUAAAACGCCUACAAAGCAUCCUUCUUUCACAAAUACUUAAGAAGGAAAUCAACUUAGCAAGUGAGCAACAAGGCACUUCGAUGAUAAAAAAUAAACUCAAGGGAAAGAAGGUUCUCUUAGUUCUAGAUGAUGUUGAUGAGCACAAGCAAUUACAGGCAAUUGUUGGAAAAUCUGUUUGGUCUGAGUCUGAGUUUGGCACCAGAUUGGUUCUGAUCAUCACCACUCGGGACAAACAACUCCUAACAUCUUAUGGGGUCAAAAGAACACAUGAGGUGAAAGAAUUGAGUAAGAAAGAUGCUAUUCAAUUGCUUAAACGGAAAGCUUUUAAAACAUAUGAUGAAGUUGAUCAAAGUUACAAUCAGGUCUUGAAUGAUGUAGUAACUUGGACUUCUGGCCUUCCAUUGGCUUUGGAAGUGAUAGGUUCGAACCUGUUUGGAAAAAGUAUUAAAGAAUGGGAAUCAGCUAUCAAACAAUAUCAAAGAAUUCCCAAUAAGGAAAUCUUGAAGAUACUUAAAGUAAGCUUUGAUGCUUUGGAGGAAGAAGAAAAAAGUGUUUUUCUUGACAUUACUUGUUGCUUGAAAGGCUAUAAAUGCAGAGAGAUUGAAGAUAUACUUCACAGUCUUUAUGAUAACUGCAUGAAAUACCAUAUUGGGGUGCUUGUUGACAAGUCUCUCAUACAGAUUAGUGACGAUAGAGUUACAUUGCAUGACUUGAUUGAGAACAUGGGUAAAGAAAUUGACAGACAGAAAUCACCUAAAGAGACAGGGAAGCGGAGGAGAUUAUGGUUACUAAAAGAUAUAAUUCAAGUCUUAAAAGACAACUCGGGGACCAGUGAAGUUAAAAUCAUUUGUCUUGAUUUCCCCAUAUCUGACAAACAAGAAACAAUAGAAUGGAAUGGAAAUGCCUUCAAGGAGAUGAAAAACCUUAAAGCACUUAUUAUCAGAAACGGUAUUUUAUCCCAAGGUCCCAAUUAUCUACCAGAAAGUUUGAGAAUAUUGGAAUGGCACAGACAUCCUUCCCAUUGUUUACCGUCUGAUUUUGAUACAACGAAUCUUGCCAUACGCGACUUGGAAUAGUUCCAUCCCGUCAUUGGGGUGUGGUGGCAUAUCCAAGAAGUUGAUGUAUCUAACUAUCUAAGGGUUUUGGAUAGCUGAUGCAUCUGGUCUCUCAAAUUUGAAGGAAUUUUCAUUUGAAUAUUGUGAGAAUUUAAUUAUAGUUCAGAGUCAAUUGGUUUUCUGAAUAAACUUUAAAUAUUGAGUGCUGGUUGUUUCCGCAAACUUAGGAGUUUUCUACCCAUCAAGUGAUGGAUUGAAUGAAUGAAACAACUGUGACUCAACUCAACAUCUUUUUAUACAAAUACAAUGCUGCAUGCAAAUGAAAUUUUGGGAAGAAUUUGUACUGGGAUUUCCAUGGUGUAAUAUUUUCCUCUUGGUUUUGAGAAUAAUUCCUUUUUGGUUUGAAUAGGUUUUAAUGUUGUCUCGGGAUCAACUAGGACAGAAAUUAAGUAUUGGGUUGAACUCUUCUUUGAUGUCAAAGUAAUAGUUAUAAAUAGUCAUCGACUCCCGGUAAAGGGUAGGGGUUGCUUUCUACAAUUCUGGUGGGUUCAACUUCGAAUGAAGGAAAACAAUGCUUUAAUUUUUCUGCAAUAAUCUUGAUUUAGUUUGUGUUUUUUCUUGGCAGACAAUAUUCCUUUUUCUACAACUUAGGAAUUUGAGAUUUCCAUUUAGAAAAAUAUUGACACAAGAAGCUUGUGAGUUGUGAACUUUUCUUUUUCUUUCUUCUGAGCAUUGUAAAGCAAAAUGUAAGGUUAGGAGCUGGAAUUCUAUGGCAGAAACAAUUAAAAUCCCUAAUUAUUUUAUCCAUUUUGCAUGAAGUCUUCUUGUAUUUGUAUAAAAUUAAUGAAUGAAUGUUGGUGCAUUUAUUCAAUCCAUUAUCAUAACAUUUGGCAAUACAAAAAUCUCUAGUUAAAGAGAACAGGAAAGUUUUGCCUGCAAUGGAAACCAAUGCUGCUGGAAUAAUUAGCAAUAGUUUGUGUGGGUAUCUUGAACCGUAGAGUAAAUGGCUUACGAAGGAGAGACCACAGACACUAGAGGAGUUUGCUGACUUUGCUCAUCAUUUGCUGUCUCAUAUCCACUAUCUAAUUCUUCAAAGUUAUAAUCAUCA